This is a messenger RNA of Plasmodium knowlesi strain H, 1143 nucleotides long. Its product is annotated as KIR protein. NCBI's taxonomy places the organism in Eukaryota, Apicomplexa, Aconoidasida, Haemosporida, Plasmodiidae. The record is from RefSeq and is a predicted model, not a curated record. Bases 1 to 1143 code for a protein of 380 amino acids. The transcript is spliced from 3 exons.
AUGGUGGACUACGAGGAUAGGUUGAAUGACCCAAUAUUAAAGCAGCUACCGUCGACUGCAGCACAGAAAGAACUGAAGGAGCUAAAGGAAAGUGGGAGCGCAUGUACGUACAGUGAUGUGACUCUAUUCGAAGAUAUAAAAGAUGCAUUAGGGGAGGAAGAAGGGGAAGACGAUGAUGAAGGUUAUAUUAGUACAUUAAAGAAAAUAUGGUGUUAUGGGCGUAAAGACUACGGGGGGCAAAGUGCCCUUUCUCAGAAUGUACGUUGUGGUCUCUUGUACUACUGGAUUGGGGAUAAUAUAUUUAGCAGUUUAGAGGAUAGUGAAAAUUUUCCGAAGGUUAUGGAUGUGAUUUGCAGGGAGGUCCAGAAGUUAGAUACUGAUAAUAAGUGCAAUAUUGUUUGUAGUCACAUUGACAAGAUCUAUUUCAAGUAUGAAAAGGAAAUAUAUGAAUAUUAUCGUGACCAUGAAGCUAUAGGGACAGAGCUGGAGAGUGCGGGUUCUGGAUGUAAGGAUAAAUUGAAUGAAUACGUGUCGCAAGCUAAUCAAGCAUAUAAGAUGGUAGACGGACAGUGUAAGUUGGAUCCCAGUGGGGGUUGUGAAUUCUGUAAAGGAACUGAUCCUAAAGCAUAUUGUAAUAAAUUUAGUGACGUCUAUAAUAAGGAUCCCCCCCAGGAACUCAUGAGGACAAAGUGUAUAUUAGCGCAGCAACUGGAACAGAGACCACAGGCAAGAGAUCUGCAGAUAGUUAUAAAGGUUCCACCGAAGAACAAUGAUGGAGCUACCAAUGAUACCACCCCAAUUCCUGCAAUAUUUGGUACAAUUGCCACAUUAGGAGCUGCCCUUGGUUCUUUUUUUAUAUAUAAAUAUACUUCCCUAUUUGAUGGAAUAAAAAACUCCCUCUUUGGUGGAAGUAAUAGGAAUAGAAGAGGAAGAAGAUCUACUGUUCGACACAAUCAACACUUUGACGACACAUUCACAGAGAAUGAUUCUUCCACCCUAGGUGAUGAUGGUUCCACUACCGUCGGUGGUGGUGGAUCGUCCACCGAUGUUUCGACCAUCUAUGAUGAUGGAGGACGACCAAGCGGAAGAACACGGGCAACAAAUAAUAGAAGACCAGGGAAUAUACGUUAUUAUGCAACGUAA